AUGAGGCUUAGUGGACACCGAGCUGUAGGAUGUCGGGACAAGACAACCCGUGCACAGUUUAAGCAUCUCAGUUUCACACACCGGUUAUACAGCAACUGGUGUUGUUCUCGUGUACACCUGAGCAUCUGGAAGAGAAGCUUGGACAUCAGACCGAUCGAUACUCUCGACAGUGACACACCCAGCAACGGUACUCUCGAGAGUGACACACCUCACACCGAUACUCUCGACAGUGACACACCCAAUAACGAUACUCUCGACAGUGACACACCUCACACCGAUACUCUCGACAGUGACACACCCAAUAACGAUACUCUCGACAGUGACACACCUCACACCGAUACUCUCGACAGUGACACACCCUACACCGAUACUCUCGACAGUGACACACGCAACAACGAUACUCUCGACAGUGACACACCCUACACCGAUACUCUCGACAGUGACACACGCAACAACGAUACUCUUGACAGUGACACACCCAACAACGAUACUCUCGACAGUGACACACCCAACAACGAUACUCUCGACAGUGACACACGCAACAACGAUACUCUCGACAGUGACACACCUCACAACGGUACUCUCGACAGUGACACACCCAACAACGAUACUUUCGACAGUGACAGACCCAACAACGAUACUCUCGACAGUGACACACCCAAUAACGAUACUCUCGACAGUGACACACCUCACACCGAUACUCUCGACAGUGACACACCCUACACCAAUACUCUCGACAGUGACACACCCUACACCGAUACUCUCGACAGUGACACACCUCACACCGAUACUCUCGACAGUGACACACGCAACAACGAUACUCUCGACAGUGACACACCCUACACCGAUACUCUCGACAGUGACACACCCUACACCGAUACUCUCGACAGUGACACACCUCACACCGAUGCUCUCGACAGUGACACACCCUACACCGAUACUCUUGACAGUGACACACCUCAACACCGAUACUCUCGACAGUGA
Haliotis rubra (blacklip abalone) is the source of this 984-nucleotide messenger RNA. RefSeq names its product clumping factor A-like. Bases 1 to 984 code for a protein of 327 amino acids. The transcript is spliced from 2 exons. NCBI's taxonomy places the organism in Eukaryota, Metazoa, Mollusca, Gastropoda, Lepetellida, Haliotidae. The record is from RefSeq and is a predicted model, not a curated record.